Drosophila serrata is the source of this 5134-nucleotide messenger RNA. It is a transcript of the gene Als2, whose product is annotated as Amyotrophic lateral sclerosis 2. Gene Ontology annotation, biological process: regulation of GTPase activity; endosomal transport. Gene Ontology annotation, molecular function: small GTPase binding; guanyl-nucleotide exchange factor activity. The record is from RefSeq and is a predicted model, not a curated record. NCBI's taxonomy places the organism in Eukaryota, Metazoa, Arthropoda, Insecta, Diptera, Drosophilidae. Gene Ontology annotation, cellular component: cytoplasm; intracellular membrane-bounded organelle.
CAUACUAGGCUCGAAAAACCAUCACAAAAACAUGAAAACUUAGCCAUCCGAAAUUCAACAAAAAGCGACUUUUCUACACCUCGUCAACCCCAAAUCGCGUUCAUACUCGUAAAGUAAGAUGCUCCACAAAGUCUACGGUGCCUAGCGAGGAUCAGAGUGCGUGCAGCAUGUGAGAACGACCCGCUGGUCGAUUCGUCGAAUUGCGUCGUGUUACAAAACUUUGGCCCUGGCCAAAUCGCCAACAACAACUCGGUCAUGAUGGCCAGUGCGGCGGAUGACUCGGCAGACGUGAGUCAGGAGGAGGAGAAAGAGUCCUUUGUCAUCUACCACGACGGCCGGGCACUGCAGCUCCACUGGCGCGGUGUGCCACCUCUGACGCGAGCGCCCGCAUCUCGCAUAUGCAGCAUUGGCGACGUGCUGCUCCUGCUGACCACCGACCACGCCCUGUACUCCGCUAAGCUGCAGCCGAACCGCAUCUUCCUCGACCUCCAGCUAUUGCGCACGGACGUGGUGGAUGUGGACUUCUGCUCUGGCAGCCAGGAGCUGUUCGUGGUGCUCAGCAAUGGAUCUGUGCAGCGCCAGCUUAUCACAGCAUCAGGCAGGGAUAUCCAUCAUCCGCAUGCCUGGCAAACGCUCAGCUUCGAUCCACUGGAGCUGCUGGCCGAGGGAGUUCGCAUUCAUCGCGUUUGCUGCUCCGCCCAGGGCGUGGUCUUUGUCGGUGCCGGUGGCGAAACCUACGUAAUGGGCACCUGCGGCGAGGUCUUUAAUACGGAGCAGCAGCCGCGCCACAUGCGUCUCUACGAAGAGGGCAAGGAACUACUCGAUCUGGCCGCCGGAAACGAGCACUUUGUGAUGUUGGUAGCGCCCUACAACCUAGCGGACGAUGUGCUCCAGCUGCAGGUGGCCAAUCCCCGAGAUGAGCCCGAGGACGACCGGGCCUCCGUGAAAUCGCUGAGCAGUAGAAACUCGGAGCGCAGCUUUGCGGCGAACACGCGGCAUCUUUUACACCAGGGAUACGCCCUGCUCCACACCCAGCUCUUCACGUUUGGCGCUUCGAAUAAUGGUCUGUUGGGAACCGGAGACCACAUCCGACGGGCGAAUGUAAUGCGAGUUCAGAAGCUGGACAGCAUGGGCGUGUGCAGCAUAGCUGCUGGACUGGAGCAUACGGUUUCCCGCACUCUGGACGGAAGGCUCUACCACUGGGGUCUGAACAGUCACUCACAGCUGGGUGAAGACCUGAGCUCGCCCAUGGAAAUUACCAUUGCGGAGAACGCGGCCUGCCUGCCCAUGGAGCAGAAGACAGCGCUAGAGGCUACUUGCGGGGACUACCACACGUUGCUGCUGAAUGCCUCCGGUCAGAUACAAUCGCUUCAGCCGCCGCCGCCAAUGCGUCAUCUGCAGCAGUCCAGCACGUAUGCCCAAACCCUACUCCAACUGCAGCUGGGAGCGGCAUGGCCGCGACAGUUGCGACUACUUAUGUGCUCCGGCGGAUUUACGCUGCAGAAUCAGCGACAGUUCCAGCGGCAGUACCACUACUACCUGAGCCACCUGCAGUCGCAACUGCAACUGCUGCUCAAGCACCGCCAGGCGGUCCAGACCCUGGAGAUCUGGCAACGGCAGUCGGCGUUGGAGACGCUCAGUGCCCUCGGACCGCUGCUGGUUAGUUGGGAACGGAUGCUGUGCCUGCUAGUGGCCACUCUGCACUCCCUGGAGGGAUUCUACCGAGCCGACUUUGUGCAGCCGGCGGAUCUGCUCUUUAUCUGCCACCACAAGGAGUACAUAGAGCUCUUCGAUGGCUAUACCAAGGCCUAUUGCGAUGUCUUCUCGGUAAACGGCUUUGGAGACGCGGUUGCGGCCAUCGCUGGACUCAAUAGCCCGCUGGCCGAGCUUAACGAGGAGAGCUAUGUGACGCGCCUGUUCCAACAACCAUUCAGUAUCUACCAGCUUUUUGUCCAGUUCAUGGAGUUGCUGGUAAGGACGCAGCCGGAAUACGGAGAGCAUCGGGUGGCCUGGACGGAGUUUGCGAGGCACAGCUGCAUCAGUCAAGAACUGGCCGUGAAUACCAGGGAUUUCUGGAGCAGCAAUGAUCGGAAUCCCCGAAUCGUUCAGUUCCGAAGACGCCAGCGAAGGGUGAUCCUAACGUCAGCCUUGGUGCCCCUGAAGCUGGUCUCCACUGGGAUCAGCAUAUCCAGCAACAGCUUCAUCCUUUUCUCCGACUUUCUGUGCCAAGUGGGCGGCAACUCACUGUACUCGUAUCCCUUGACAACCUUGUGGGUGUGGACGGAGGGCGACCUGUGCCUUAGGCUGACCACGCCCGAGAAAAGCUUUCUGGUGGCCACUCGUACUCAGGAGAUGCGCAAGGUAUGGCUGGACCAGCUGCAGUCUAGCAUCGUGGCUGCUUUGGGCAGGCCGAUGGGGAGUCCAGUGCCCAGUGCCCGUUCCACGGGUUACGAAUUCAGCCGGGAGCAUCCAAAGUUCUCGCGGGUGAAGGCGUGUGGAACCUGGAGGAAGGGCGUAAUGCACGGGAACUGCUACUUGGAAUACCCCGAUGGGAGUGUUUACUGCGGGGAGCUGAACCACGGGGUCAUUGAAGGCUAUGGCAAGAUGGUGAUUCCCUCAACGGGUCUGUACGUGGGUCACUUUAAGGGCGGCCGCUUUCACGGCCAUGGUGUCUACGAAAUGCAUUGCAAGGAUGCGCCCGAGAGCGAGAUAUACGAGGGGAACUUCUGCGAGGGCCUGUUCCACGGCCACGGAAUGAUGCGAAACAACCGAUACAUCUACGUGGGCGAGUACCAGGCUAAUGUCCGCUGCGGCUACGGCGUGCUAGAGGAUCUGAUGAACGGCGAUAAGUAUAUGGGCAUGUUUGCAGACAAUAAACGGGCGGGUAUCGGCAGCUGCAUAACCAACCGCGGCGACUACUUCGAGGGAAACUUCGCCGGCGAUGAUUUACUGGGCAAUGGAGUGGCUGUGUUCGAGAACGACUACUACUACGAAGGAGAACUAACCUUGCACGGCCCAAAUGGGCGGGGAGAAUACUAUAUGCCCUGCGGAGAAGCGGGCAACGUAAGUGUCUCGAUGGCAGGCAACGGGGACUCAGACGACACUUGCGAACUGAUCGGAAACAAGAUGUUUGGACAGCUUAGCGGCAGCUGGGAGACCGUACGCAUCCAGGCCGGCGAACUGGUCCUGAAUAGGCGCUUUCCAAAGUACCCAAGCUCUUUGGGCCGCCAGGUGGUGGAUCACAAUCGGAAGUGGCGUUCGCUAUUCAACAACUUUGAGUCGGACCUGGCGAACUGCACGGCCAGCAGCAAUCCUGCUUGUGCAGGCACCCUAAGGAAGUCCUCGAAACCCACGCUUAGCACAGCACAACUCUGGAACUGCAUUGCCGUGUACAUGAGCAAGCAGAGGGCUAGGGAAGGUGCCAAGCCAGGAAACUACUUCAACAACAUUCUGCUCAGCCUGCCGCUGCCGCAGAAGGAAUCUUCGCCCUUAGCCAAGGCGCGGUCCACAACGAACGCCCUAAGCAAGCUGCAAACGGAGGCUGCUUCGGCUCUUGACUUUCUGGGAUUUCCACCGCGCCGCAUUCAUUCUCAGGAAACGCUCAACAGCAAGCCAGGAGGACUCCAGCGGGCCGAUAGCUUGCUCUCAAUGGGACACAACUCUUCGCGGGAUUUGGACUCGAGUAGUCUGGCCAGCUUCCAGCUCGACCAGAGCCUCCUCAACAGCACCUUCAAUGGCGACGAGUCGAGUACGUUAAACGAGAGCUUCGCUGGCCUGAGUCACAACAACAACAACAACGGCAUAUCGAAGCAGAAGAACAGCAGUGAUUGCUCUAUCACCUCGACUGCAUCGACGACUAGUGCUAUGCUGGAUCAGGUGCCCAGCUUUGGCAUGGCCACCACGCUGACGGAUCAGGACUUGGCCUCAAUACGACUGUACCUGGAGCAGGCCUUCAAGGAUCGUCAUCAUCCGCUGUACGCGCUGAACGAGCGCAUUGCUAAUUGUUUCCACUACUCCUAUGGUUAUUGGAAGGUCAAGCCCACACCAAUCUUGGCCAAACAGGCGAUGCGGGAAUGGGAGUCCAUAUCUAGACGCAUUUACCGAUUUGUGCGCAAGAUGUUUCCCGCCUUGCCGGAGGACUACUGCCACAUGGAGGGCAGCAGGGAGGUGAUAUCGCACAUCACGCUGCUUUAUCCGCUUGUACUCUCGGAGGGCAUAUACUCCACACUCUUUGUGUUGUACGCGAACAAGUAUAGUCGCAAGGACGAAAUGUACCGCCAGAAUCUGAACCAUGCCGAGAAACUAAAGGACCAAGAACUCGUUGAAAUAAUGGGCCAUGAGAGUUUUCUCCAGACCGUGAUGCUGGAUCCAAAGUUUGAGGAGUCCGUGCAGACGUUGAAGCAACUGCAGGAGAAGUUUAGUCCCCAGGACAUGUUGACUGUGAUACAGCGCAGCACGCAGCUGCUGACCGAGGCCUAUGAGCAUGCCAUGUCGGCCAAUGCCGCCCAGUUGAAUGCGGAUAACAUGAUUCCGCUCACCAUGCUCACGAUGCUGCGUGCUGCGGUGCCCCACUUGGGUGCGGAGUUGGCCCUGCUAGACGAUCUGACGGGCCCCAAUUUUCAGGCCGAGAUGAAUGGCAUGGCGGGUUAUUGCUACACCACCUUAAAGGCAGCCUACGAAUUCGUUACCUUGCGAGCUCUGCAAAAGAAUCCCUGAAUCAACCUGCUGUAAUAUGUAUUUCCCCCUGUUUUUUGUGUACUUGUUAAAAAGAGUGAUUGAAUCGGUUGCUCAAAGUUCGGCUAUCAUUCUAAUCUACACAGACACCGUUGCUAAAGGUGUCUAGUAAGGCCUGAAUGGAGCAACAAUCGUAGGAAUAAUCUAGAGUGAGAGUACUCCGUUGGCAAUGUAAGGCUAAGAGAAGUGAUCUUUGAAAUCGUAUAUAAAUUUGUAUAUACUUCAGCGACGAAACUCCCUCAUAGGCUAGCGAGUCACGAUUCUGUACAGAAGCAAAUAGUGAAUGUGUAUCUAUAUCUUUAUGUAUCCGAAUGUAUCUGUUUUAUAUAUUCUAAGGCAACAACACAUUAACAUUCCGAUUAUUCACCAAACCAAAUAAAUUAUCUUCUGCAUAAACUGA